This is a messenger RNA of Erinaceus europaeus (western European hedgehog), 4700 nucleotides long. RefSeq names its product SEC24 homolog B, COPII coat complex component (gene SEC24B). The transcript is spliced from 24 exons. Gene Ontology annotation, molecular function: zinc ion binding; SNARE binding. The record is from RefSeq and is a predicted model, not a curated record. Gene Ontology annotation, biological process: intracellular protein transport; endoplasmic reticulum to Golgi vesicle-mediated transport; COPII-coated vesicle cargo loading. Lineage: Eukaryota; Metazoa; Chordata; Mammalia; Eulipotyphla; Erinaceidae. Bases 95 to 3883 code for a protein of 1262 amino acids. Gene Ontology annotation, cellular component: endoplasmic reticulum exit site; COPII vesicle coat.
CAGUGACUCGGGCGGUGACGCGCGCGCACCUUCCUCUUCCUCCCGCGCGGCCCCGCCUCGCCGCCGCCGCCGCCGUCCGAGCCGCCGCGCCGUCAUGUCGGUCCCCGCCGGCUCCCCUCAGCCGGCCGCCAGCGCCCGGAGCCCGCCCCAGCUCGGCGGGGCCGCCGCCUUAGGAGCCACCGCCGCCGCGCCCGCGGGCCCCGGCGCGACGCCGCCGCAGCAGAACGGCCCUGCACAGAAUCCAGUGCCAGUUCUGCCAGGUUAUGGGCUGCCUUCUCAGAGCUAUCUUGCUCCCUCAGGAGCUGGGAAAAUGACCUCACUGCCACUGGGUGGCCAGUGUGGCAGUUACUACCCCGGGCUCUACGCAGUACCAAGCUCCAGCGUGGGGACGCCCCCUACCGCAAACCACCCAGGAGCACCGCAGGUGUUUGGCAGAGCUGCUCCUGUCCCUCCCGCCAUGGGGCCCACCCCAGGGUCUCUCCACGGUGCGGUGCCGCCAGCUCCCCAUCUGCACACCAGUGCCUCCCAGCCCUACCCCGCAUUUGUGAAUCACUACAACAGUCCCGCCAUGUACUCUGCCAGCUCUCCCGUCGCUUCUCAGGGAUUCCCCUCCACCUGUGGUCACUAUGUGAUGCCCGCCGUUUCUAAUGCUGCGUGUGCCAGCGUCUCCUACCCCUCUCUGCCUGCUGGUGACCCAUAUGGGCAGCACAUGUUUACCUCACAGAACGCCCCGGCGGGCAGGCCACUCAGAGAGCCCUCGUUGUCUGGUCCCAAGCCAGCCACCAGCCACCUGUCACCACUCCCACCGGCGCCACCUGCUCCACCCCAGCAGUACCACCAGCAGCAGAGUGUUUCAGGAUUCAACACACUAUCGUGGUCAGCUGCAGGCCUUCCUCCAGCCCAGGACAAUCUUUCGCGAAACCACACUGGCUCCCUGGUUACAACCAACAACAACCCACCAAGUACCGGUUUCUUGUCUGCAGUUGCAGAUUCACUAUCCUGUCCCGUUGUGCAAAACGCCCAGCCUCCCAAGUCCAGCCCUGUGGUGUCUACUGCUUUUUCAGGCACCUCGUCGACAAGAACAACACCUCCUGCUGCAACCCACCCAGCCGAGCCUGUGGCCUCAGUCCCACAGCCACCAGAGCUAUUACAGCAGAAAGGCAUGCAGUUUGGUGACUAUGUUAAUAAUCGAGCUAGCUCUGCACCAACUCCCUUGUCAUCAACUUCCGAUGAUGAGGAAGAGGAGGAGGAGGAUGAGGAAGCAGGUGUUGACAGCUCUUCCACCACGAGCAGCGCUUCUCCAAUGCCCAACAGCUAUGAUGCCCUAGAAGGAGGCUGCUACCCAGAUAUGCUUUCUUCAUCAGCAAGCAGUCCUGCUCCUGAUCCUGUGCCUGAACCUGACCCCACUCCAGCUCUCACAACUUCCCAAUCUUCAAAAAUAGCAAAGCCUUUUGGGUAUGGCUACCCAACUCUACAGCCAGGCUACCAGAAUGCCACACCACCACUUACCUCCGGAGCUCAGCCCAGUAAUACGGUGUAUCCGGGAUUCCAGCAGUAUGCUCAGCAGUAUCCUGCUGUGAACCAGCUGUCCUCCAGUCUGGGAGGACUGAGUCUUCAGAGCUCUCCACCACCAGAAAGUCUACGACCUGUAAAUCUCACUCAGGAGAGGAAUAUUUUACCCCCGACACCUGUAUGGGCUCCUGUCCCUAACUUGAAUUUAGACCUCAAAAAAUUAAACUGUAGCCCAGAUUCAUUUCGGUGCACUUUGACAAAUAUUCCACAGACACAGGCUUUACUGAACAAAGCUAAGCUCCCUUUAGGAUUGCUGUUACAUCCCUUCAGAGACCUAACGCAAUUACCAGUGAUAACAUCAAAUACCAUUGUGAGAUGCCGGUCUUGUCGAACCUACAUCAACCCUUUUGUAUCCUUCAUCGAUCAGCGUAGAUGGAAAUGCAACUUGUGCUAUAGAGUUAAUGACGUUCCUGAAGAAUUUAUGUACAACCCCCUUACCCGAUCUUACGGAGAACCUCAUAAGCGGCCAGAAGUUCAGAAUGCAACUGUGGAGUUCAUUGCUUCUUCAGAUUACAUGCUUCGACCUCCUCAACCUGCAGUUUACUUGUUUGUUUUAGAUGUGUCUCAUAAUGCUGUCGAAGCUGGAUAUUUGAAAAUUCUGUGCCAGUCACUUUUAGAAAAUCUAGACAAGCUUCCUGGAGAUUCACGCACAAGAAUAGGAUUCAUUACCUUUGACAGCACCAUACAUUUUUACAAUUUGCAAGAAGGCUUAUCACAGCCUCAGAUGCUGAUUGUUUCUGAUAUAGAUGAUGUUUUUCUACCUACACCAGAUAGCUUACUUGUGAAUCUUUAUGAAAGUAAAGAGCUGAUAAAAGACUUAUUGAAUGCGUUACCAAAUAUGUUCACCAAUACAAGAGAAACACACAGUGCCCUUGGUCCUGCGCUUCAGGCUGCCUUUAAAUUAAUGUCUCCAACAGGUGGCCGUGUGUCUGUAUUUCAGACACAGUUACCUUCCUUGGGUGCAGGGCUUCUGCAGUCCAGAGAAGACCCUAACCAGAGAUCCAGUACGAAGGUUGUUCAGCACCUUGGCCCUGCAACUGAUUUUUAUAAGAAACUCGCUCUAGAUUGCUCCGGGCAGCAGACUGCAGUGGAUCUCUUCCUUUUAAGUUCCCAGUAUUCUGAUCUUGCUUCUCUAGCUUGUAUGUCCAAGUAUUCUGCUGGGUGUGUCUACUAUUAUCCUUCUUUCCACACUACUCACAAUCCUUCACAGGCUGAAAAGUUACAGAAAGACCUAAAACGAUAUUUCACAAGAAAAAUUGGAUUUGAAGCAGUUAUGAGAAUAAGGUGUACUAAAGGGCUUUCAAUGCACACUUUUCAUGGAAACUUCUUUGUCCGUUCCACUGAUUUGCUGUCCCUUGCCAACAUCAAUCCUGAUGCUGGAUUUGCAGUACAGCUGUCUAUUGAGGAAAGCUUGGCAGACACUUCCUUAGUGUGCUUUCAGACAGCCCUGCUGUAUACAUCUAGCAAAGGCGAGCGGAGAAUUCGGGUGCACACGCUCUGUUUGCCAGUGGUGAACUCCCUGGCCGAUGUGUAUGCGGGAGCAGACGUGCAGGCUGCCAUCUGCCUGCUGGCCAACAUGGCUGUGGAUCGCUCCAUUUCCUCCAGUCUGUCAGACGCACGAGACGCCUUGGUGAACGCGGUGGUGGACUCACUGUCUGCCUACGGCUCCACAGUACCACAUUUGCAGCACUCAGGCCUGAUGGCUCCCACCUCCCUCAGGCUGUUUCCUCUCUAUGUGUUGGCCCUGCUCAAACAGAAAGCAUUUAGAACCGGAACAAGCACACGUCUGGAUGACCGUGUAUAUGCUAUGUGUCAGAUAAAGUGCCAGCCACUUGUUCACCUGAUGAAGAUGAUUCAUCCCAACUUAUACAGAAUAGACAGACUGACAGACGAGGGCGCAGUACAUGUUAACGACAGGGUCGUACCACAGCCGCCUCUUCAAAAGCUGUCUGCAGAGAAACUGACAAGGGAAGGAGCUCUGCUCAUGGACUGCGGCUCUGUCUUUUACAUUUGGAUUGGAAAAGGCUGUGAUAAUAACUUCAUAGAGGAUGUGCUCGGGUUUCCUGACUUUGCAUCAAUACCACAGAAAAUGUCACAUCUUCCAGAACUAGGUACGCUGUCAUCAGAAAGAGCCAGGUCCUUUAUCACUUGGCUUAAAGAAAACCGACCGCUAAGCCCGAUUCUUCAUGUGGUAAAAGAUGAGAGCCCUGCCAAAAUGGAAUUUUUCCAGCAUCUGAUUGAGGAUCGUACAGAAGCCGCACUUUCUUACUAUGAAUUUUUGCUUCACAUUCACCAGCAGAUUUGUAAGUGAAAUGGAAUAUAAAAAUAUAUAUAUAUGAAUACGAAGAAAAAGACACCCCACCCCCACUCCACCCCCAGCCAUGAUAAAAAAUAUUCUCUGUCAGAGAAGCACACGGGACAUUCCAAACCAAGGCUUUUGUUACAAGACACUGUACUGCAUAGCGCCCUGUCUGAUGCUUCGGCCAAAGGCACAGAAGAGGAGGCCUGCCUGGACAGACAUCCUUCAGCCUGAAUGAACGGUAGUGGCGACGCCCUCCCCCGGUGUGCUUUCCACACAGCUGCAGUAGCACGGCGCUGCUGUGCUCUCUCCAUACCAGCCACAGAUCUCUCUAGCUGUGUGGAAGGGUAUGUCAUGAUGUCAAGUGAGGUGAUUUUUUUUUCUUUCUUACAACUGGUAAUAUCUCUGGACUUGUACUCUGACAAGAGAUGCCAUAAAGCAGUGGCACCACGUUAUUUGUUUAUUUGAACUACUUUUUAACAAGGAAUGAUUCGUAUUCAUUAAAUGAAGUCAAUACAAUAUUUUCCCUGUAAAUCAAUAGAAUUUCAGUACAUGAACAAUAGAACAUAUAUAUAUCUACAUAUAUAUAUAUAAUGUACAUAAGUGUUACAUUUGUAAAGAAAAUGUAAAAAUGUAACUACAGAAUAUGAAUUGCUUAAACUGUGAUGCAUUGUUGGAUGACAGUUCUUUUUGUCACAGAGAAUGAGGUUGACUAACAGGUAUUAUGAAUUGAGUCCACAAAAGAAACACAAAACCCUUUGUAAUUCUAUCAAAUCUUUUAUGUGGAUUUAUUUAUGAUCAGCCUACUAAUUAAAAAUAUUUUGCUUGA